CACACACACACACACGCCUGCAUUUGAUGCUUUUGAAUAAUAGCCUGCUGGCUAGCUCUCACAAUAAUAAAGCCCCUAAAGCAGCGGCUGUAGUUCAGCAAAGUGGCGAAACAGAGCGUCUGAGUCCGGGGAGCUCUCGCAGGUUCACCGCGCUAUCUGGCGGCUGGUAGGAAAUGGAUUCAGAGCCGCCCUCAUCUCCUCAGGUGGUGGAGGAGGGAGGUGAUGAGGAGGAUGAAGAGCUGAGUGGAGGAGAGGACUCAGAGCUCAGAGUGUCUGCAGGACGGGGGUCCGUACUGACCCGCAGAGGCAUCACGCUCAGGGUUCUGCUAAAGGACGGCCUGGUGGAGCCUGGAGAUGGAGUCCUGUCUAUACACUACCUGGGGAAGAAUUUUGUGGGUGAUUUGCUGACGGAUGGAAAGAUCCGCUGGGUGGAAACAGGGCAGAUCUUUAACUCUCCGAGUGCGUGGGCUACACACUGCAAGCGGCUGGUCAACCCAGCGAAAAAGUCUGGCUGUGGCUGGGCGUCGGUGCGCUACCGCGGAGAGAAACUGGUCCAGUACAAAACCAGCUGGCUCCGCAAAUACCAGCCAAGUGCCGAUAUGAGCCUGGCCAGUGAGGGUGAGGAUGAUGAGAUGGGAGAUGAUGAAGAGGAGGAAGGGAAGACGGCUGUUCCAGCGGAGGAGAAAAACAGAAAAAACAAGCCAGAGUUCCAUGAUAUCAGCCUGGUACAGAAGAGAGGAGACAGAGAGAGAGUCCCCGUCAGAUACUGCACACUCGGAACCAGAGACGUCGCCAGAGAUCCACACACACUGGUGGAGCUGUCUGCGUUCUCUGCCAUCAAUCGCUUCCAGCCCUUUAACGUCGCCGUAUCCAGCAACGUCCUGCUGCUAAUGGACUUCCACUGUCACCUGACCACCAGUGAGGUGGUGGGUUAUCUGGGGGGCCGGUGGGACACAACAACACAGCUGCUGACGGUGUUGCGAGCGUUUCCGUGUCGUACGCGAUUGGCUGACCGAGACGCUGCGCCUGCUGUGGAGGAGGAGAUUUGUCAGAAUCUGUUCAUGCGAGGGCUGUCAUUGGUGGGCUGGUACCACAGUCACCCUCGAGGCCCCGCCCUCCCGUCUCUGCAGGACAUCGAUUCGCAGAUGGACCAUCAGCUCCGCCUCCAGGGCAGCAGUAACGGCUUCCAGCCCUGUCUGGGCAUCAUCUGCGGGCCUUAUUAUCAUGGCAACCAGGGCGUGGCAUCGACCAUCACUCCUUUCUGGGUGGUCCCUCCACCAGAGCAAAGGCCGAAUGACUACGGUAUCCCAGUGGCGGUGGAGGUGACAUAUGUGCAAGACAACUUCCUCACUACAGACGUUCUUAAUGAAAUGAUGCUACUGGUGGAGUUCUAUCGAGCAGCUCCUGACCUGGUGAACUUCAGUCAGAUGUGGUGUCCUGAUACCUCAAUACUGGACAAGAUCAAGGCUUCUCUCAGUGGACAUGCGCCCAAAGACCAGGCCUAUUCUCAGAUAUUGGAGCACGUGUACAACCAACUGCGCAGCAUACAGUGACCCAAGUCUUUUUCUGCUGUACGUCUGCGUACUUAUGUAUGAUGUUCAUGGGGUUAUUUCACAAAGCACGAUCGUUCAGUAAAAUCCUGUAGUAAAAUCCUUCAAUUUUCUUGGCUUUCAGCUAAAACUGAGAAAUAAUUCAGCUUUGUGAAAUAACCUCCCAAGACCUGACCUGGACCUGGAUCCACCAGACUUCAAAGUGUGAAUGCUGAUCUGGACUUUUCUCACUUCUGUUAUAUAACACUGAAAAAAACUGACUUAAACUGAUAAGAUCUGAUCUGAUUUAAGAUCAGGGUUUUAAUUCUGAGGUGACUAAGAGAGAGAGUCUUGAAUGUACAGUACUGUGCAAAUGUCUGAGACCACUAUUUAUUUAUUUAACGGCUUUCCAGAUUGUUCUUCUUUCUUAAGAAGGUAUUUGUAAGAAAAAUCUGAUAUUCCAUUGCAUAAAAAAGAAGUUUCCAAUGAAAAAAUGAAAGUUAUGGUCAGUUAUGGAGAACCUUAAGAAGAGCUCACGUCAAGCCUUUAUAUUUGAAAAUGCGAAGAAGAUUGAGCUCCACCUCCAUCGAUAAUCCACUGUGAUUCGACAAACAAUGGAUUGGUCACCCCAUGGUCCAGACCUCAACAUCACUGAAUGUGUUUGGAAUGACUUGGAUGGUAAGCAGAAAAAAAAUGCUCUAAAUGCUACAUGACUGCACUUUUGAGAGAUUUUUUUGUGGCAGACUUUGUACCGCUCCUCCACCACCAUGUUUAACAGAUCUGAUACAGGUGCUAUAUUUUCGAUAUUGUGCAGGAGGUGUGCAAAAUUCUCCUGCAGAUUUCAGAACACUCCCACCACCAUGUGUAACAGCUGAUUUCUGUAGAAACACUAGUCUUUUGUAUUUUAUGGCUGUUCUGACUGAGAAUUAAGGCUCUCAGACUUCUGCACAGUACUGUACUUCAUUCGUGGAUAUAAUAUAUUACCUCAGCACCAUCAUUGCCAGAAGUAGCUAAACUUAAAAGACGAAGGUGUCUGUGUUUGUAACUCGUGAAAAUUCGUGCAUCGCGUUUCGUCAGUGUGGUCGGGUUAAAGCCAGGGUGGUCAUGUGACACCUCAGUGGUGGGAUGGGGGGGGGGGGUGGGGGGCAGGAUGCCACCGCUGUUCUGCUGCCUCUAUAGUAUUGUUAGAGUUGCCUCUCUCAACUGUGGCUCUGCACUGAAAAGAUGAUAAAGAUGAUGAGCUGAACUGACUCCAAAUCUCCAAAUUUGAACAUCAUUUAUACAAAAAUAUUAUCAGUUAUCAUCAGUCAGACAAAAAUCAUAGUCAUGCAUCUCCUCAGUUUUUUAACCACUGACAUGCCAAAAAGUCAUGGGACUGCAGUCUGUAAAUUGAUCAGUGGGCGGCUUUGGAACCACUGUCCACAUCUGUAUAGUUGUGGGGAGUUUUGGAAUUAUGGGAGUGUGGGGAGUUUUGGAAUUAUGGGAGUGAGGUCACAUGUACAAGGGCAUCUCAAGAAAUUAGAAACUCAUAUAUAGUUGUUUUACACACAGAGUGAUCUAUUUUAAGCAUUUGUUUCUUUUAUUGUUGAUGAUUAUAACUUACAGCCAAUGAAAACCCAAAAAUCAGUGUCUCAGAAAAGUAGAAUAUUAUAUAAGACCAAUUGGUACUUUUGGCAGUGUGGGCAGUGUGCCAAGUCCUGCUGGAAAAUGAAAUCCACAUCUCCAUAAAAGGUGUCAGUAGCAGAGUGAAGCAUGAAAUGUUGUAAGAUUUUCCGGGAAAACAAAACUGCACUGACUUUAAACUUGAUAAUAAAACACAGUGGCCCUGAAUUAGCAUGCUCCUCCUGCCAGUAGGUGGUAGUAAUGGUGACCGGUGGUGUCUGGUUAGAAUAGCCAAUGGAAACACACAAGCGACACUGGCAGAAAUCACAUCCACAAGUAGUGCAGACAAUUAGAGAGCAGACAAUUAGAGACCUCUUAGAGACCUUUCUUUAGCUUCCAUGGGAAACAAUGCAAGUUUGUGUCCCAUGACUUUUGGUAUGUCAGUGGAACUUGGUUUAGGAUUUCAUGAUGAAAGGACCAAUAGAAAUGCUCUAAAGUGACUUCAAUUCAAAGUUAGUAGAAUAUUUCUGUAUUCUGGCAAAAAAAAAAAAAAAAAAAAAAAAAUCACUAUUUAAAAAAUACCAAGAUUUCUGUGGUGCAGAACUGAUAUAUUACACAACAUAGUUAUAAUUAAACUAAAUAUAUUGAAAGAUUAUACAAAUAGCCUGUUGAUGUAUUUACAGUAGAUCAUAUUUAAGUGAUGUCCUCAUUUGUAUCGGAUCAGUUCAGCAGUUUUUCAGUGUUGAAUGUCGGUUGUUGCUGUGAACGUCUUCCUUUCUGUGGGUAGAAUCGUCUGGGUGGUGUAAGAUAGUAAAGCGAAGGGGUUAGGGGCGGGUAUAGCGCCUCCCUUUGUCUGUAGCUGGUAUUUAUUUGUAUUUGUGGGUAGGUUUGUGGGUUUGUGCCAUGUGGACUGCUCUGAAUGAACCAGUUAACUUUAAGCUACUGAAUUCAGUAAAAUAAACACUGGAACUUACAAUUUCC
This is a messenger RNA of Astyanax mexicanus (Mexican tetra), 4112 nucleotides long. RefSeq names its product MPN domain containing (gene mpnd). The coding region runs from base 174 to 1553 and encodes 459 amino acids. Gene Ontology annotation, biological process: double-strand break repair. Gene Ontology annotation, cellular component: BRCA1-A complex; BRISC complex. Lineage: Eukaryota; Metazoa; Chordata; Actinopteri; Characiformes; Acestrorhamphidae. The record is from RefSeq and is a predicted model, not a curated record. Gene Ontology annotation, molecular function: polyubiquitin modification-dependent protein binding; metallopeptidase activity. The transcript is spliced from 13 exons.